Myotis davidii is the source of this 3901-nucleotide messenger RNA. It is a transcript of the gene EGFLAM, whose product is annotated as EGF like, fibronectin type III and laminin G domains. The transcript has 23 exons. Gene Ontology annotation, molecular function: calcium ion binding; protein binding. Bases 74 to 2977 code for a protein of 967 amino acids. NCBI's taxonomy places the organism in Eukaryota, Metazoa, Chordata, Mammalia, Chiroptera, Vespertilionidae. The record is from RefSeq and is a predicted model, not a curated record.
AGGCAAGGUGGGUCCUCCUCUGCGCAUCGUGCUGGACGCAUUGAACUGUACGGCUUUCAGCAUCCAGUGGAAGAUGCCAAGGCAUCCCAGGCACCCCGUCGUGGGGUACACCGUCUCUUACUCUGCGGUUGGCACUGAUGAACCCCUGCGGGAGCGGAACCGCAGCGUGCAGCUGGGCCAGGACUCCGCCACCGGGCAGCCUGAGCCUCCGGUGAUUUUUGAGGAAGUGAUCGGAGAUUUGAAACCAGGCACUGAAUAUCAAGUGAGCGUAGCAGCUUCCAGCGUGACAGGCAAAGGGUGGCUUAGCUCUCCUCAGCAUGUUACCACCUUGCCCCAAGAUUCCUGCCUGCCUCCGGCAGCACCCCAGCAGCCUCAUGUCACUGUGGUUUCCGAGUCCGAGGUGGCCCUAUCUUGGAAACCUGGAGAGAGUGAAGGAAGCUCCCCUAUUCAGUACUAUUCCGUGGAAUUCAUCAGGCCAGAUUUCGACAGCAGUUGGACCUUCAUCCAGGAGCGGAUCCAGAUGGACUCCAUGGUUAUCAAGGGCCUCGAUCCGGACACACACUACCGGUUUGCAGUGAGAGCCAUGAAUCCCCACGGCCGCAGCCCGCGCAGCCCGCCCAGCCACACCGUCCGGACCUCCCGCCCCGAGGAGGAGGGAAGUGGCCGCUACGGACCCCAUUAUCUAACGAGCACGGGAGUCAGCGAGGAUGAUGAGGGAUUUGAAGAUGACUUAGAUUUGGAUAUUUCCUUCGAGGAGGUUAAACCACUUCCUGCUACCAAAGAAGGGAAUAAAGUGUUGGUGGAAUCCAAGUUUGUGCCAAGAUCAAACCCAAAGACCGUUGCGAGGCUUGUCCCCCCGACUCCAGCCUCUCUCCCUCUGGCUCCGGUGGCUCCCCAGCCCACUCCGCUGAAGAGAGAAGGGAAGAAGGGCGUGCCUGCGAUGCCCAGGCUCUUUGACAAGCCGUGCGAUGAAACUCUCUGCCCCGUUGACAGCUUUUGUGCCAAUGACUACACCUGGGGGCGUUCACGGUGCCACUGCUACCUGGGCAAAGGUGGUGAGAGCUGCUCCGAAGAUGUUGCUAUACAGUACCCCCAGUUCUUCGGCCACUCCUAUGUAACCUUUGACCCUCUGAAGAACUCCCAUCAGGCAUUUCAGAUCACUCUGGAAUUCAGGGCAGAGGCGGAGGACGGCUUACUGCUCUACUGUGGGGAGAGCGAACACGAGAGGGGCGACUUCAUGGCCCUGGCCAUCAUCCGACGCUCACUCCAAUUCAGGUUUAACUGUGGAACUGGGGUUGCCAUCAUUGUAAGUGAGACCAAAAUCAAACUAGGGGCCUGGCACACGGUCAUGCUCUACAGAGAUGGGCUGGACGGGCUGCUGCAGCUAAACAACAACACGCCGGUGACGGGCCAGUCCCAGGGCCAGUACACUAAAAUCACCUUCCGGACGCCUCUUUAUCUUGGUGGGGCUCCCAGCACUUACUGGUUGGUCAGAGCCACAGGAACAGACCGAGGCUUUCAAGGCUGUGUGCAGUCGCUCACGGUGAACGGGGAGAGAGUGGACAUGCGGCCCUGGCCCCUGGGGCGAGCCCUCGGUGGGGCUGAUGUGGGUGAGUGCAGCAGCGGGAUCUGUGAUGAAACCUCGUGCAUCCACGGCGGCACCUGCAUGGCCGUCAGAGCUGACAACUACAUCUGCCUCUGUCCCCUGGGAUUUAAAGGGCGACACUGCGAGGAUGCUUUCACCUUGACCGUUCCUCAGUUCAGAGAGUCCCUGAGGUCCUACGCUGCCACGCCCUGGCCCUUGGAGCCCCGGCGGUACCUGUCCUUCAUGGAGUUUGAGAUCACCUUCCGGCCAGACUCGGGCGACGGCGUCCUCCUGUACAGCCACGACACGGGCAGCAGAGACUUCCUGUCCAUCAACCUGGCGGGGGGCCACGUGGAGUUCCGCUUUGACUGUGGCUCCGGGACGGCUGUGCUCAGGAGUGAAGACCCCCUCGCCCUCGGCCGCUGGCACGAGCUGCGUGUAUCUCGCACAGCGAAGAACGGCAUCUUGCAGGUGGAUAAGCAGAAGGUGGUGGAGGGCAUGGCGGAGGGCGGCUUCACGCAGAUUAAUUGCAACACAGAUAUCUUUAUUGGCGGGGUCCCCAGUUACGACGAGGUGAAGAACAAGUCGGGCAUCCUCAGGCCCUUCAGCGGGAGCAUCCAGAAGAUCACCCUGAACGACCGUGCCAUCCACGUGAGGCACGACUUCACCCGCGGCGUGAAUGUGGACAAUGCAGCCCACCCGUGCGUGGCGGGCCCCUGUGCCCACGGGGGCAGCUGCCGGCCCCGGGAGGAGGGCUACGAGUGUGACUGUCCCCUGGGCUUCGAGGGCCUGCACUGCCAGCAAGAGUGUGGGAACUACUGUCUCAACACCGUCACAGAAACCAUCGAGAUCCCGCAGUUCAUCGGCCGCAGCUACCUGACCUACGACAACCCAGACAUCCUCAAGAGGGUGUCCGGAUCAAGGUCAAAUGUGUUCAUGAGGUUUAAGGCGACGGCCAGAGAGGGCCUGCUGAUGUGGCGGGGGGACAGCCAGAGGCCCAACAGCGACUUCAUCUCCCUGGGCCUUCGGGACGGAGCCCUGGUGUUCAGCUAUAACCUGGGCAGUGGUGUGGCAUCCAUCCUGGUGAACGGCUCCUUCAGCGAUGGUCGGUGGCACCGGGUCAAGGCUGUUCGGGACGGUCAAUCGGGAAAGAUAACUGUGGAUGACUACGGGGCCAGAACAGGCAAAUCACCUGGCAUGAUGAGGCAGCUCAACAUCAACGGAGCUCUGUACGUGGGUGGAAUGAAGGAGAUCGCCUUGCACACUAACAGGCAAUACCGGCGAGGCCUCGUAGGCUGCAUCUCUCAUUUCACCCUGUCCACCGAUUACCACGUUUCCCUCGUGGAGGACGCCAUGGAUGGGAAAAACAUCAACACUUGUGGAGCCAAGUAACACCAGCUGGCCUUGCCCAAGGGAUGGAGCCUUCUAUCCUGAGAAUCCUGGGGGCCUGAGACCCUGCCUGAUGCCCUGUGCCAUUCACAGAGGCAUGGGGGCCAGGUGUUUCCUCUCACCCAGGAGAAAGGACACCUGAUGAGAGCCUGAACCCAACUUGGAGUCUCUGUGUGGCCUUUCCUGCUGGCACUGUGUGCGGGCCACACCCCACGGAAUCCUGUGUGGGAAGCAUCGAACAUUGCCUGUUGACUGUGCAGUGGCUGUCAGAGAUCACACAUGAAGGCAAAUUCCGGAGCCCGUCUUCUGUAGUCAAUGACUGUGUUGUGAUUCAUCGUGCAGUGAACUAAGAAAAGAGAGAGAGAGACCCAAGGGCAGUAUUAAAAUAUUCCUUUCCUUCCCUGACUCAUGAUACUUACUGACAGCAGAAUGACUGUGUGACCUUGAACCUGGGAUUUCUCACCUUGGCCCAUGGAAUAUCAGGAUUAACCCCUUCCACUCCCCACUGGCUGGUUCAAUGUGCUCUGACUAUUCCAUGAAAAUAAGGAGGAGAAGGGACUAAAUAUGGAAUCAUAAUGCUGCCCCCCCUUAAUGAGAAAUCCCUACAUUUUAUAAUGCUAAUCUAAAAACAGGCACCCCGAUUUUGUAGCUGUCCUUUUGUAUGUGUAUAUUUUUAUAGCAGCUGAUAGUCCAUACAGUAUAAUUUUGCAACUUUGGGUGGAUGACCCUGAAUUCUUUGCACAGUUCCUAAAAAUUUUCUCCCAAAGGAGACUUGUGGGGGCCUUUCGUGGCACCAGUGGGGUAGGUAACUGGGGGUGGGCACUCUCUUGGGGAGCUGACCAUUCUGUUUUGGUAAAUGGUGACGGCUCAAGGAAAUGGAUCUGAAGCUUCCAAAAUAAGCAGAUUAAAAGAUACAUGUGUUCCUGA